GAGCUGGCGUCUCACAUGUCUCUUCCCCCCUCGCCCCAGGUGCGCUGCGAGCUGACGGGGCAUGAGCUGCCCUGCCGGCUGCCCGAGCUGCAGGCCUACACCAGCGGCAAGAGGUACCUGCGGCUGAGCGGGACGCCUGGCGCCUUUAACUACAGCGACUACGAACCCCACAUCGUGCCCAGCACCAAGAACCCACACCAGCUGUUUUGCAAGCUCACGCUCAGGCACAUCAACAGGGUCCCGGAGCACGUGCUGCGUCAUGUCCAAGGGAAGCGCUAUCAGAAGGCGCUGAAAAAAUAUGAGGAGUGCCAGAAGGAGGGCACGGAGUAUGUGCCUGCUUGCCUGCUGCAGAAGAAGCGGCAGCGGCGGCAUGAUGACCAGCCGAAGGGGAGCAAGCCGCCUUGCAAGAGGGGGGAUUUCUGGGAGCCCGCAUCCAGCAAUGAGGACGAGGAGGACAGUGACGACAGCAUGAGCGACCUGUACCCACCUGAGCUUUUCCCAGAAAAAAGCCCAGCAGCUGCAGGAUGUGGGGAAGACAGCGAUGACUUUAUGACAGACAGUGAGGAAGACAAGGCCAAGCCGGCUGGGGAAAACGGGGAUGUGAAUGGGGAGAAGAGCGAGAAAAUGGACCUGGAUGGACAAGGCAGCAAAAGGGGAAAGAAACAAUCGGGUGCUUUGAAGAAGAAAUUUAAGAGUCGCCAUCGAAAACCCAAGAGCUUCAAGAAAGCAGCCAAUGGCAAAUAAAGUUAUGUAAAUGAGAAACA
Alligator sinensis (Chinese alligator) is the source of this 764-nucleotide messenger RNA. RefSeq names its product surfeit 2 (gene SURF2). The coding region runs from base 16 to 744 and encodes 242 amino acids. The record is from RefSeq and is a predicted model, not a curated record. NCBI's taxonomy places the organism in Eukaryota, Metazoa, Chordata, Crocodylia, Alligatoridae. The transcript is spliced from 5 exons.